Molecule: messenger RNA, 3699 nt
Organism: Phytomonas sp. Hart1
Lineage: Eukaryota; Euglenozoa; Kinetoplastea; Trypanosomatida; Trypanosomatidae
Source: the annotation of a GenBank genome assembly
AUGCAGUCCUUCACCUCACAAUUCCUCACAUCUCCCGUUUCUAUUGAUCAAAUACGCGAAUUCACCCCACAGUUGGUCUCGCAGCAGCCGACCUUUCGCCUUUCCGACGGCACGAUUUACUACGGCGAGGUCGAUCGCUUGACGGGGCUCCCGCAAGGCCAGGGAAUCGCGCUUUUCAAAUUUAUCACCGCCGACACCGGCGGGAAUGCCAAUCGAAUAAAUACCAUGCACCCGAAUAGCCCGUCCGCCGUGUCGUCCUCCGCGCCGAUGGAAUUGCCGUGGAAUACGAAAAAAAACCUCCUCAAGGCCUUUCGCGUUUACCGCACGGACGAUCGCUAUGGCGGACAGUGGGAAAAUGGGCAAUUUCACGGCGAAGGCGUCCUCCUGACCUCUACUUUUUCCUAUCAAGGAAACUGGAAAGACGGCCAUAUGCACGGUACCGCCAUUAUUCAAUAUGAACGAAAUUAUGUUGAUUAUUACCCCAAAGGGGAAAAUGAUACUGGGAUGGAUAUGGGCGUGAGUACGCUAUUUCUGCGUGGGCUUUCCUAUCUCUCCCCCUUUGAGGAUACCACCACGAAACCAAAAGAAUACAUUGGGGAAAUGGAGCAAUUUCGACUUCGGCAUGGGUUUGGGAUGAUGCGAUACUACAACGGGGAUGUCUAUCAAGGGAAUUGGGUGAACAAUCGCCGGCAUGGCAAUGGAAAGUUUCUGAAAUCAGAUGGGGAAAUUUAUGAAGGGAUGUGGGAGCGAGAUGAACGGCAUGGCGCCGGGACAAUUCAGUAUAUCGACGGGAAUUGUUUUAAGGGAAUGCUGGAACAUAACCUGCGAAGUGGGGAAGGGAUGAUGAUCUUCACCAACGGGGAUCAAUAUUACGGGAAUUUCGCCAAAAAUCAUAUCGACGGGCAUGGUACGAUGCGAUUUAAAAACGGGGAUGUCUAUGUCGGGCAUUGGAGGGAUGGGAUUCGACAUGGCGAUGGAAAGUAUACGCUCAAGCGGAAAGGGGUGAUUGUGCGCGGAAAUUUCAACAAAGGCUUAAUUGAAGGGAACGGAACGGUCGAACACCCCGACGUUUCUCUCUUUGUCGGCGUGUUCGAACGCGGGGAGCGAAUUAAAGGAACGCUGUUUUGGAUUUCCCCUUCUGUGGGUGAUGUAGUAGGAGAGGAAAAAGGCGCGAAAAAUGAAGAUUCCACGCCGAUUAGUCUAUUUGAUGGAGUGAUGGGAGGAGCCCCCUCCGCCCCCCACUCGCUACCCCCCGCAUCGCCACAAACGCAAAUAAUUUUUUCAGUCGGAAAAAAAUGUUAUCAAGGCGAGUGGGUAGGUGAAAAUAUGCAUGGCAAGGGGCUUCUUUGGUACUUCAAUGGCGACUUUUAUUACGGCUUUUUUAAGAAUAAUAAGCGCCAUGGGCCAGGGAAUAUGCGCCAUAUCGAAAGCGGCUCGGAGUAUAGCGGGAACUUUGUUGAGGAUAAACAGCACGGAUUCGGCGUUGAGCAAGCGGCGGACGGGCUAAUUAAGGCCGGAUGGUGGGAAAAUGAUGAAUUCGUCGAAGGCUAUCAUGGUGAGUGGAAUGGAAGCGAGCUCCAUGGCGUCGGUCGCAUGAGGCUCGCCGUUGAAACGUUUUUAUAUCACGAUUGUAAAAAGGUUUAUCAAAAAAGAGGGGCUUCCGCAAGCCUCCAGACGUCCGCCAUCAUGCUGAUGGAUUUUUUCGGCAUCUUCCAGAACGGUCUACGUCACGGAGAAGGCAUCCUCAAACUUCCUUUCAUUUCAUUCCGUUUAGACCACAACACCACCUCCGCGGAGGAGGAACGACGGUAUGAUUUAUACGGACCCUACAGCAGUGAGGAUGAUCUCACCGCCGACGCGCGCUUGAAUAUGAAGAGAAAACACCCCAAAUCUAAAGAUUCCGCUCGUUUGAGCAAUGGAUUUCUCCCUCGUUAUCACGUUAUCAAAGCAUGUUGGGUGAACGACGUUCUCGAGUCCAACCACAGCGUGUGGGCCUUUCCGAGCGGGGAGGUCUACUGUGGACCUCUUUCCAAAGGCGUUCGCGCAGGUUCAGAAGGUCGUCUUUGGAUACCAAACGGCUCCGUUUACGUAGGGCCAUGGCGUGAGAAUUUACCCUACGGGGAGGGAUUAUUCUACGCAAAAAACACACUGAACCCGAUCUAUACCCUCCAGGAUUUGAAUUCCAAGAAAACUAGCAACUCUAGCACAAGGAAUAAUAACCCAAAUCUGUCGUGCACGUUAUCUGCAAAUAGUCUAAACGGGGCUGAUAGCAGCGUCAGGGACCUUGUAUUUGGCCUUUGGGGGGCUUUACCCUCUGCUGAGAAUGCAUUCAAGAAUAAUAAUGAAGAAAUUAAUGAUAUUCAACGAACCGAGCAGCAGCCCUUACAACAUGUUUUAGUGGACUACCGAGAUGAUUAUGUUCUUAUUGGAAGGUGGAAUAAACACAUGCUCCCUAUAGCAACUUAUAAAGAGCACGUCGUCCCUCAGCUGAACGAGUCUGCUGGGAUUAAAAGAAUAGCCUCGUUGGUGGAUUCUACUCAAUCUCAGGUCAUCGUAAGGGAAUACGAGAGCCUAGUGAAGGGGAAAUCCGCUGUAGAUCCCUCUCAAAUCGCGUCUAUCAAAAUCCCGAGCUCGAUCCCAGUGGGAGUACAUACGGGCUUGAGCAAUGUUUUGUAUACCUCAGGGGUCUGGGUUCAGACCUUUUUUAUUGGGAAUUAUCCCAUGCUGGUAACCCCUUAUAUUCCGGGAUCGGCGUUUGAUCACCAUCUUCAGCGAUUGCACCGCGAUGAGAUCCUUCCAAAGGACUUCUCGGUACCCUCACAUACCUCAUUCUUCACCGAAUCUUUACGGGCUGUUAUGGAAGAAUCUAAAAAGAAAAUUAAUCUUUUUUCACCUGAUAUGAAAACCCGUAAUGUGUAUAAUAAUAAUAAUGCCAGCUCCAACGAGCCGGUUGAGGACGAUUCCAGCAAAAAAUCCUUAUUUGAGAUGGAAGCGAACAUUGCCGGGAUGGGGAUUAACAUGCUUACUGCGUCAAAUCAGUAUAUGCAGUUUGGGGACCAAAAAGAAACUACGAACGACUUCCCCUCGACGCCGGUGAAUUGUUGUACGUUUUGCAAAAAGGCCUACAACUUUUUCCGUUCGCCAAAGCCAUGUAAACUUUGUCUUCGCUCCAGCUGCACAUCGUGCCUUCUUCCGAUGGAAUUGACCUCAUCUCGAAAGCCCGACAUCGACGCCCUGAUCGCGCGUUCCCUCAUCCUUCAUCAGCGGGCCCUCCAGCAUUCCAAAAAUCAAACCCUAAACCCAGAGGUCAAUUUUGACGUCUAUAGAAAUUUAUCCGCGCAAGGCAUCACCUCGGUUUCGGUGUGUGUGGAUUGCUCCCUCUCGGUCAUGCUGGGUAUUCAAACGAACACCCUGUGGAUCCCAAUGCCCAUCAUCCACUCCGUUCUCUUUCCCACGUCUGGGAUCCCCCACUCUCAUCCCAACCCGGUGGCAGGAAAGGAAGCGGUGGGAAUGCCCCCCCCCCACGAGGCCGUUCCCACGGCGGGCCCUUCCAACCGCCCCUCUCUUCUCACCGCACUGCCACCCUUCACGGAGGACCCGCCGUGUGACAACCCCACACUGGGGCCUUCCCUUUACGACACGGUAGAACCGGCGCCGCAGUGGGGGGGCCUCCUCGGGCCCUGGCCGUGUCACACCUGA